Molecule: messenger RNA, 4369 nt
Organism: Schizophyllum commune H4-8
Lineage: Eukaryota; Fungi; Basidiomycota; Agaricomycetes; Agaricales; Schizophyllaceae
Exons: 5
Coding region: 142-4137 (1331 amino acids)
Biological process (GO): transcription by RNA polymerase II
Cellular component (GO): nucleus
Source: RefSeq, a predicted model, not a curated record
CGGCGGUCUCAACGUCGAGCUGACACGAGGCACAUAGAGAGAUAGAAAGUCAUAGGGGAAAAAGGGCCUUACUCAGAGCACCAGUGCAUAACACCCUCUCCCUCUCACUCGACGAUACUUCCCAUCCACGAAGGUCAAAUCAUGAGCCAUCUCGUCGGAAACAUCCUGGAACGCAAACCGAGCAGCCAGCCCGCAAGUGCGCCACAGGUCUCAACUAGCGCGCGAGGAGGCUUUCCUGCGGCCAUACAUCGCUCUCAAAGCGCAUUUGCACGAUCCCGACUUCGCAAGAACAAUGGAUCCACAACCCUCAACGGAUCUUCUGCGCCUCCCUCCGUUCAUUCGGCUUCGGGGACGUCUAAGCCAUCCUCCCCUUUGCGCAUGAUGUCGACCUCGUUGGCGAACGAAACAAGCGCCCCCUUGAAGCCAGCGCCUACCACUAAUGGCCUCCUUCCCUCGCGAUCGGCACCCAGUACCUCAAGCUCAUGGGAGGAACAAAUGCGCCGCGAGAACGACGAGAGGAUCGCAGGCAUGACCGAAGAGGAGCGUAUGGAGGGCAUCCAGGAGGUCGUCAGCACGUUCGGGCCAGACAUCCAAGACCUCAUGCGCACCAUACGCGAGAACCGCGAGCGCAGGCAAAGCGGAUCCGGAGCUGCAGCCUCAACGUCUACCGAGAAGGUCGACGAUGCUGUCGAAGUGCUACCACACAAGUCAGCGAUGUCGGUGGAUACCGCGGUCGCAGGCCGCAAGCACGCAACCCCGGAUGAUUUGCGUUCUCGACUAGAAGAAGUACCCCUCACUAGUGAAGAAGCUGUCGUCACGCGCCCGUCGUCGCCCACAGCGCUACCCUCACCCGCUCUGUCGCGCUCGAACACUCGUCCGUCCAGCCGUGCUGAUCGCCGGUUGAGAUUCGCUGCAGUGCAGCCCAAGGACGUCCAUGUCUACGAGUCUGCGCCACCGUCCCCAAAAAGGCGACUUCUCGCACUCCCUCCGCCAGAAGCUGGUGACGACGAUGCGGUCUCGCUAGGGCAGUUCAAAGUCACCUCGAAGAGUCUACCCUCGUCACCGACACUGGUGCACUCGCCCUUGCCAUCUUCGUCAUCGCAUGCACCGGAAAGUUCAGGCAACGCCACACCAGCGGCCAGCUCAUCGCAAGCUCAAUCCACCGCUGACCUGGAAGAGGGCACGCCCGAGUACAUCCGCCGCCGCUUCUUUCCCAACGUCGCCGCGGACGACCCCAACCUUGCCUGGAUGGAGUCGCAGCCCGCCGUCGACCCCUCCGCCCCCAAGCUCCGCUUCGACCUCCACGGCGCCCCGAUCCCGCCCAACGUUUCCUCCCAGCUGCCUACUCACCUCGGCUUGCACCACCACGCGGAAGGAGAACAUGCCGGGUACACAAUCGACGACGUCUUCCUCCUCUGCCGCUCGACCGUCCCCGCGCAGCGCGCGACGAUGCUCGGCGUCCUCGCGGGAAUCAUCAUGCGCCUCGCGGAGGCCCAGCGUGGGCUGGUGGACGGCAUGGAGGAGCUCAGAGGCCGCGAGGAGGAGAUCCGCGCACGAGCGCUCGCUGCUGGCGCCGAGGCCAUGAGCGAGCGCGGCAGCGUCGGCGCGCGCGCCGUUGAGCUCGUUUGGGCCACCAUCGUUGGCUGGGACGUGUCCGCCACGCAAGUCGACGGCGUCGAACUCGAGGCUCCGGGCGACUCCUCGAUCGCCUCGCUGCCCAUCGAGCCCUUCCUUGAACGCAUCGCGGCGCUCUUCAAGCAGCGCGAUUUGGGACCGGCGCCGCUUGCGCAGCUGCUCGCGGUGCUGGUGCGCUUAGCCAAGCACAACGACAAGUGGGCGGAGGCGAUUGCGGGGGAUGCAGGCUUGUUGUCGAACGUGAUGUCGCUGUUUGUGCUGACGCCUUAUCCGCCGAGAGAUGGCGUGUCGCUGCCUCAACCGCUGGCUUUGGAUCUCCUGUAUGCGCUUGCUUCUGCAUCUAGGACGGCUGCGCAGGCGAUUGUUGGGCCUGCAGAUGCGCUACUACGCUUCCUCACGAGCACGCCCGAUGACUCCGUGUACGAGCGUCCCUUAGUGGACGAGCUCCUGCGCGCGACGUUGCGGGUGUACGCAGGUCUCGCUGCCUACGGGCUGCACGCACAUCUCGCGACGACAGCCGCCGAACCCCUCACACGAAUAACGCGCUAUGUGCUCUCGUCGGACACACCGCGAGCGACUUUGUGUGCUUGGGCGCGCCUGUACGAGGCUUGGAUUACCUGCGCCGUCGACCCGCAUCGGACCUCGCCUCCUCACGAGAUACUCUGGAGUCAGGUCCUAGGCUGGGGCUGGAUGGACGAUCUUGCGGAAGCGACGGAGAAGCUCACCGCGGUACCCGCAGACCGUCCAGCAUGGGUCGCGCUGUGGAUGGCGCAGGCAGCCUGGCUGGAGGGCGCGCGGGUCAAUGGCGUGCGCGGCGGCUCGGAAGAGCGCAACGAAGCUGCCGUACGCUUGCGGCCAGAUUUCGAGGAGGGCGGGCAAGCGCAUGCGGUCGUUUCCGCUGCGGUGGAAAUAGUACGCGUUCAGCUGUCGACAGAUGCGCCCGAUAUUCGACAACUGGGGGAGAACUUGAGGGUACUGACGGCUGCUGUCAGGCUUUUGUUGUCGUGUUUGCCUUCUGCGCCGGAGGAGAUUGCGGACGGGCCGCCGUUCCCUCUACCGUUCUCCUUCCUGUCCGAGGCGAGUGCCAGGCUGGUUGGGCAUGUGUUGUGGGAUCGCCUGGAUGUCAACUCCCCUCGAAACUACUCACUCCAUCGACUACUCUCGCAGUACCUUGCCGUUUAUCUGCAAUUGUCGCGGCGACUGCCUGGCGUACCGUCGGACCUCUGGCUCGCGCAGGCAUUCACGAUGGUAACGAGAUUCCUGCCCGGUGACGAGUUGGCGGCGCUGGGAAUCGUCAACGAUAUCGUCGACCUCAUCACACCCAACUGGGACCAGGCUCGCGGCUGUAGUGUACCAUCGGCAGUCUGGGAGCGAGGCGGCUUGACAGUCAUCCAGCCUUUCCUCCGCUCGGCCCUCAAGCCCUUAACCGAUGUAUGCAUUGCUCCGCUGAACCCAACGCCGAGUUCUAUCCAGCAAUCGACGACCCUACGUCUGCCGAAAGCAUCAGGCUACCGCCAACACGGUCUACCAGCGUCUCGGAAUUGGAUGCUCUCCCCGCUAGGCCAGCUUUUGCGUUCGGGCACAGCACCCGUGUUCAAAUCACUGCCAUCAGACUGGGACGCUACCGAGACCGAGAUCGUACGCGCGACGCUUGCACUCACAAGUAUCGCUCGCGAUGUCUUGGGUCGCUUCCUUCCCGCUCGGUCUGCGCUGUCGCGAGAGGAAGCUGCGUUUGGCUGCAUGCAAGUCUUCAUGCUCGAGCACGACCAGCCACAGGCCCAAGAUAACGCAGAGGUCUUCCGCGACGCCGUCGUCGGCCGGCUCAUGGACUCGCUCCUCGAACCCUACACAAUACAAGCAGGCUGGAAAGAGCAGGACGACAUCGAGCGUGUCGCAGUUCGCUUCCUCGGCGCCGGGACGCCCUUCUUCCAGUUCUACCAGGACUUCGUCGGGCUCUACGAUGCGGUGUCCUUUGCCCAUCAGACGUUCGCGCGCCUCCUGCUCGUACCGACGUCCCUGCGCUAUGUCGAGGACUACCGCAAGCUCCUCUGGGAUGACUACGGCCACCUCCUGCGCGGCAUACGGUGCGAAGCGGCGGACGUCGUCGCGGGCAGUGCGGAGGAGUACCUCGAGCCCAUCGAGAGCUCAGCGGUCAUGCUUGGCGCCUAUCUCAAGUGCCUCAUCAAGAGUGCGCCGCGGGGCUUCGUGCGGUGGAUCGCAGUGCACCAUGUCGCGUGUAAUAUCUGGUCGGACCUACGCGGCGAGACAGGAUCGGAUGAGCGGGUGAACAAGCUGCUGCAAUCGAUGGCGGCGCAGGCUAGCAAGGAGGUGUUGCGUGAUGUGGUUCUGUAUGUGCGGCCGGAGGUUGGCGCUUCCUGGACGCCACCGUUAGAGGGGGCAGAGGUUACUAUGUCUGAGGAUGUGAGGAGCGAAAGGCGGGAGUAUGUGCGCGCUGUGAUGGCGGGCAGCAUGCAGGAGGCGUUGACCCAGCUGUUGGCUUGAUUGAUGUGCUUCACGAGUGGUUCGCAUUGCAUAGACGUCAUCGUACUCUACAAUAUCUUCUUGUAUCAUACUCGACCAUCUACACACGAUAUACGCAACUGGCACAUCUCAUCCAAACCAGCGAUGGCCACAAUGGUUGAGUCAGUACGGUGACUCGAACGACUGCUACCUGGGUUGCGUACUUGCGUCGCUGCUUAAAUUGCAACCACAGCCAUCAAAAAGGAUAUUCACG